Messenger RNA from Anopheles bellator, 2165 nucleotides. RefSeq names its product U-scoloptoxin(19)-Tl1a. NCBI's taxonomy places the organism in Eukaryota, Metazoa, Arthropoda, Insecta, Diptera, Culicidae. The transcript is spliced from 3 exons. The record is from RefSeq and is a predicted model, not a curated record. The coding region runs from base 767 to 1177 and encodes 136 amino acids.
UGGCCAGCGAAACAGCGCCGUGGGCCGUGAAAGUGUAUGGUUUGGUUGCGUUUGCUAAUGUUUUGAAAAGUGUCCACACGUAUCAGGGGCCAACAGCGCUCCCAGCAACCCCCACGGCCAAACCAAACGACGGCGUGCAGCUGAUGAUGAUGAUGAUGGUGAAGGGGCGUCGCCGCUGAUAGGGGUGACAACCAGUGUGACACCCAAUUUGACUCCGAAGGAAUCGGGUCCCCCGAUGGUGGCGCCUCUUUAACACAGUGAACGCAAAACACACUGAAACAAGAGGAACAAAAUUAAACCACACACACAGCCACUGGCCUAGCGAGUCUAUAUAAAAGCAAUUGAUCACCCAUUGUCACCAGUCAGUUGGCCGCUGGACAGCUUUUACUCCGGAUCGUGGUCCCUCUUUCUCUCUCGCACACCGGGCGAUUGUUUUUUAAAUUAGUGCUUCAACAUUGCAUCCGCUUCGGCCAUUUCGGUGGGGGUGUGCCUCCCUGGUGUACUAAUCGUUGGCCACUGAAACGAGGUGGCAGUGAUUAUUUGAUAUUCACACAAAAGACCAAAAGAAGUCCAUCACUCACCUCGCAACAGCUGAAACAAUAGUAGGAGGCCAUUUUUAAAAACCCCCCCCGUUAAAAGCCCCUUUCACGAGUUUCGGUGGCCGGUCGGCGACGGAAUCCGCGUGUGCCAAAAACCCGGUGCGGUGCGUUGCGGUGAGCGUCUGCCUGUGUGUUUGUGUGUGUGCGUGCGCGUAUCCUUCGCGAAAAUGAACACAACCGCCGUGGCGCUGCUGCUGUUCGUGGCGCUGGUGGUCUGCAUCGGGGAUAGUGCAGAAAUUCCGCCACUUCCGGUGCAGGACGACCUAAAGAGUGCACCGGCGCCCUCCUCGGACGAAGAGUCGUACCUGGGCGUUAGGCUGUACAAAAUGGAGCGACCCUGCGCCAUGCUCGGCGGGGUUUGUGUGCAGACGAGCGACUGCAAGGACCGGCCGGGCAACAGUGGACUGUGUCCGGAAAACUCGCAUCUCGGCGUUGACUGCUGCUACGAGAUAAAACCGGCCAAUAACCUGUCGUGCCACGAGUACCGUGGCGCCUGUAUGGAUCGGUGCAACGACCGGUUGCAGCGCCCGGCCAGCGACUGCAACGAUGGGCAGAAGUGCUGCGUUUUAGUUGCCUAAACCCUAAUGAUCGCCGACCGCAGCAACAGCUUACCGGGGGACCAGUGGCUACCGCCAGGCCCUGUGUAUGUGUGGCCCAUUGUGCCCAACAUCGGUGUGUGUCGGAUCAAUAAAUGUAGGAUAAGAGCUUUAAAGUAGCCUGUUCCGGGGCCGACGUCGACGUACACUUUCUCUUAACAUCCGAAUCAUUUUUCGCAAAUACUACAUCGCUUAUAAUAAAAUCAACAAGUCAAGCCUUUAACUGUAUUUUCGGAGCAAUCUUGUAACUUUAGUUUUCAGCUGCUUUUACGCUCUUUUAUCGAUUUGCCUAUAAGCCACAAUAAAUCUUGGAAGGAAAUUGAUAAAUCGGUGAAGCGGUGACUAAUCGAAAACAGUCACACACUAAAAAGUGGUACGAUAAUUGAGCCACUUGGAGACAUGUCCAUCUCUUCACAGAAGUUGAGUUGAGUUAAGGAAAUAGAUCGUACGGAGUAUUAAACCACGCGAGGGAAAAAUAAAACAUGACACGUUUCAAUGUUUUAAGAUUUUGAAACAAAGCAAAAUAAAGGUCGAAACAUAGGUUUUGGUCAAAACAAAGUGCACUUCUUCAUUUGGUUAUAAAAAAACAACUGAAUAUUUUAUGAAGCUUGAACUUUUAUUUCAAAGGUUAAUACAUCCCAUUUAUGUAUAAAAUAGAAUUUUGGUUGCAGAUAAUUAUAAAAUAUAGAAAAUUUAUUUCCAAAAUUGUAGGUCUUUAACUCAUUUGUGAAAAGCAUAUUUCAUUGCAGCUAAUUUCCACCUUCCAUACAGCGACAGCCACAAAUGAGAUUGAUAUUUAAACACCGAUAUUUUAUGCAAACAUACCAGCAGCUAUUGACAACCUUAAGACCUAAAUUCAAGUUGCUAUUGACAAAAUAGGACCAGAUACAAUCGAAAAUGUACUCAAAAAUAGGUCAACCUAAUGAGCUACUGCCAAGCCAAUCGUGAUGAACAUUUCACCAACAUUGUU